This is a messenger RNA of Naumovozyma castellii, 945 nucleotides long. RefSeq names its product membrane insertase COX18 (gene COX18). Lineage: Eukaryota; Fungi; Ascomycota; Saccharomycetes; Saccharomycetales; Saccharomycetaceae. The record is from RefSeq and is a predicted model, not a curated record. The transcript has a single exon. The coding region runs from base 1 to 945 and encodes 314 amino acids.
AUGAUAAAGGUGGCAAAUUCAAAACCAUUAUUGAAUGGAUUAAUCAGAAGCACAAGCCCCUUUAAAAUAAUAAGUCAUUAUGGGAGAAGAAAUAUUGGGACGGCUACAUUUCUGCCCAUAACCGAUCUAUUUAUUACAAUGCAUGAAACGUCAGGUAUACCCUGGAUUGCACUAAUACCGUUGACAACAUUUACAUUAAGAACUUUUAUAACAUUACCAUUAAGUAUAUGGCAAAGGAAAAGAAUAGUGAAACAACAAGAAUUGAGGAAAAUAGUACAAGCGACAACUCCGGUGGUCAAAGUACGAUUAGCGGCAAUGACUGUAAAGAAAGGUGCCAAUGGCGCAAAUAAUAGUCAGCUGGCCAAUAUGCCGAAAGUUGGAGCACAGAAACCAGAUAUCUUGACACCUGAUCAAAUCAGAUUAGUAGCCGUGAAGGAAACAAGAAAGAGACAAAAGAAAUUAUUCAAAAGAUAUAAUGUUCCUCUAUGGAAAAAUGUCAUGUUACCCUUAAUUCAAAUACCACUAUGGAUUACCGUAUCUAUGGGGGUAAGAAGUCUUGUUGAUAGAAGAUUAUUAGAAGCGGGUGAAACAUGGGCUAGGCACUUUGAUAUGAAUGGUAUUGACUUAAGUGGACCCCUAGAACCGAUUCCAAUGCUAAUACCCAUGUUAUUAGGUGUAUUUUCAAUGUUAAAUGUGGAGUUUAAUGGUCGUAUGAUGUUGAGUAAAGAUACAGAUCUAGUUGGAAUCAAGACGUUUCGAGAUGAGUUUUCAUCGUUAGCCCAGGGUACUAGAAGUAUAAUGAAUAUCUCGAGGAUGGGAUGUAUUUUUAUGAUGGGAGUAUCAUCUCAAACUUCUAUAUUGUUAGCCUUGUAUUGGAUGAGCUCCCAAUUAUUCUCUCUAAUCCAAAAUGUCAUCUUGGAUAAAUUAUUUCCGUACAGGAGAUAA